Aphanomyces astaci is the source of this 1636-nucleotide messenger RNA. RefSeq lists its product as hypothetical. NCBI's taxonomy places the organism in Eukaryota, Oomycota, Saprolegniomycetes, Saprolegniales, Verrucalvaceae. The record is from RefSeq and is a predicted model, not a curated record. The coding region runs from base 7 to 1530 and encodes 507 amino acids. Gene Ontology annotation, biological process: proteolysis. Gene Ontology annotation, molecular function: aspartic-type endopeptidase activity. The transcript has 8 exons.
CCCAUCAUGAGCAUUGGCGACAGCACAGUCGAUGGAGUUAUUCGCUUGAGCCUGCAGAGAGAGGUACAUUAUCCCACCCGUCGAUGGCUGAGCGGGACGAACACGACUGGGAGUCGGACCAUCGCAUCUGACAAGGUCUCCCUUGGGGUCGGCAUCGGGACACAUUAUGCCGAGAUCUACUUGGGUCUACCGCCGCAGAGAGCUUCCGUCAUCGUGGAUACGGGGAGUCACAUGACUGCGCUUCCAUGUUCAUCGUGUGUCGACUGCGGGGAACAUACCGACCCCCCGUACGACGUGAGCAAGUCUACGACGGCCAACUACCUCACAUGUGCCGAGUACGGUCACUGCUACUCGUGCGAGUCGAACAACCACUGCCGCAUGACCCAGAGCUACGCCGAAGGAAGCAUGUGGAGUGCGUUGAUGGUGAGCGAGUUGUGCUGGGUAGGACCCCUUCCAUCUACCAACGACGACAACGCCCCAGACGAACCCGAUCCGUCCAUGCUGUUGUCCAAGUUUGGCGUCCGGUUUCCCAUCGGAUGCCAGACCAAAGAAACGGGUCUAUUUCUCACGCAAAAGGAGAAUGGAAUCAUGGGCAUGUCCCAAGACCCCAACACAAUCGUCCCGUUCCUAGUCAAAAGCGGCGUGUUAAGAGCCAAUUUGUUUUCCUUGUGCUUUGCCGACACUGGCGGUACCAUGGUGCUUGGUGGCAUCGACCCAACGCUGCAUAUAGCACCCCCCAUGUACACGCCGCUGUUGACCACAAGUGGCUGGUUUACCGUGGAAGUGCUCGACAUUUUGAUUGGCAACGUCUCGCUCAACAUUGCGCCGUCGUGGUACAACAGCGGUCGAGGUGUGAUUGUAGACAGCGGGUCCACCGACUCGUACUUUCCAUCGAGCGUCGGGUCUUCGUUUGCGUCUUUGUAUCGGACAAUUGCCAAUGGCCACUCAUACAGAGAAGACGACGCGGUGCUGCUAAGUCCAUCUGACCAGCGAAAGCUCCCGAAUAUCCAAUUUGUUUUACGGGGGACGACGCCAGGGUCGUCGGUGGUGUUGUCGAUCCCGCCCUUGCAGUACUACACGGCCAACGCAGACGGUUCCGUGGCCAACAACAUUCACUUUACCCAGUCCAGUGGCGGAGUGUUGGGGGCGAGCACGAUGGCCAACUUUGACGUGAUCUUCGACAUGGACCAGCACCGCGUGGGGUUUGCGCCGGCGCGAUGCGACGAAACCCACGGACACGGGGACUUUGCCCCGAAUGUGUCGAAGGGCCAAUGGACGGAUAAGUCAUUUUGGGAGGUAUAUGGGACGCUGGUCACGGCUGUGCUCGUGUGUUCGGGUGGAGGGCUGGCGGUGCUGCUUCUCGUGCGGGUACUGGGCCGUCGGCAGCAGCACUGGACCCAAGUGGCCCUGGAAGAGAGCGGUACCCCCCCCGCGCCUCCGACGAACGAGGACGGCGACCUGCAUACCCCCGUGUCCCCAAAGAGGUCGCCUCGAUCACAGGAUGAUUCCAUUGGCAUCCAUGUGAUGUAGAUGAAAGCUAACAUACUGUACACAAACUAUUACUGGUGCAUUGAGUACCUACAUGGAGUACACCUUUUUGCGGUGAAUUUCAUCUGUUUUUCACUACCUAGUACUA